CCAAAAAUGAAGAAGGCACUCCCCCUGAAAGGCGGGUCGGCAGGCUCGAGGCACGGGCCGAAAUCUCCAAAGGACCUGGAGAACGUAUUGAAGCAAUAUUUUGGGUAUUCAGAGUUUCGUGGAAGGCAACUGGAGGCUAUAGAGGCUGUUCUUUCAGGGAGGGAUUGCUUCUGUUUGAUGCCGACUGGAGGUGGCAAGUCCAUGUGCUACCAGAUCCCUGCUCUAGUGAAGGCAGGCAUUGUUCUUGUUAUCUCACCCUUAAUAGCUCUGAUGGAGAAUCAGGUUACCAGCUUGAAAAGUAAAGGGAUUCCAGCUGAAUUUCUCUCUUCGACACAAACAACCCAAAAUAAAAACAAGAUACAUGAAGAUCUCGAUUCUGGCAAUCCUUCUAUAAAGUUGCUGUAUGUUACUCCUGAGUUAGUUGCAACAUAUGGGUUCAAGGAAAAGCUAACAAAGCUCUAUAACAGAGGCCUUCUUGGCCUUGUUGCUAUUGAUGAGGCUCAUUGUAUUUCAAGUUGGGGCCAUGAUUUCAGACCUAGCUACCGCAAAAUUUCAUCAUUGAGGAAGCAGUUCCCAGAUAUCCCUAUAUUGGCUUUGACUGCAACUGCUGUUCCAAAAGUCCAGAACGAUGUGAUAUCAUCAUUGUGCUUGCAAAACCCAGUAAUUCUUAAAGCCUCUUUUAAUCGACCUAAUAUAUUCUAUGAAGUUCGUUACAAGGAUCUUCUUGACAAUGUUUAUGCUGAUAUAUCAAAUUUACUGAAGUCCAGUGGAAAUGUUUGCUCAAUUAUAUAUUGUCUUGAGCGUGCUGCUUGUGAUGAUCUAACUAUGCAUUUGUCAGAGCAGGGUAUCUCUUGUGCUGCUUAUCAUGCUGGCUUGAAUAGCAAGGUGCGAAGUGCUGUUCUUGAUGACUGGCUUUCAUCAAGAACUCAAGUUGUUGUUGCAACUGUGGCAUUUGGAAUGGGUAUUGAUAGACAAGAUGUCCGCAUUGUAUGCCAUUUCAACUUGCCUAAGUCGAUGGAAUCUUUCUACCAGGAGUCUGGACGAGCUGGCCGUGACCAACAGCCUUCCAAGAGUGUUUUAUAUUAUGGAUUAGAGGACCGAAGGAGAAUGGAAUUUAUUUUGAGAAACAGCAGCAGUAAAAAACAACAGCCGUCUUCCUCUUCGACUGAGCUUUCACAGAAGGCCCUAGCCGACUUUAGUCAGAUAGUUGAAUAUUGUGAAAGUCCUAGCUGUCGACGAAAAAAGAUCAUUGAGAGCUUUGGAGAAAAGGUACAGCCAACUUUAUGCCAACGCUCAUGUGAUGCUUGCAAGCACCCAAAUCAAGUGUCCUCGUGUUUGGAGGAACUUCGUCGUGUGCCCAAUUGCCGCUUUAACAAGAUCUCUCCAGUAUUCAAAAGCUCAUCAGCUAAUCCGAAACACUUGGACACAGAAUUUUGGAAUCGUGAAGAUGAUGUAAGCGCAUCAGCUGAAGAAAUAUCAGAUUCUGAUGAUGAUGAUGAGGUAGUGAGCGACAUUGCCAUGUCAAAGUUUUCAUCGGAAAGAGGUUUGGAAGCAAAACUUGAUGCCUUGGAGCGUGCUGAAAAUGCUUAUUUUCAAGCCAAAGGCCCGCCUAAACAGCAGGGUGACAAGCUUAGUGACAAGAAGAGCAUAUCUCAGGCUCUAAGAGAUGCAAGCAGGAAAAGAUUGUUGGGUUCCCUUGGACAAGCAAAGCUGCGCCUUGGCAAUCUACGGAUCACCGAAGAGGCUUCUGCCACACACCUUGAAGCAGAGUCCUUCAAGAAGUAUCAGAAAGUGGGGAAAACGUUCUACAACUCUCAGAUAGCCGCCACGGUUCGGUGGCUGGCAUCUUCAAGUUCUGACCAGAUUCAUGAUCGCCUCAAAGCCCUAACUGGCCAGACCAGCGAUCAGGAUGCAGCCUCCAGCUCCCCUUGCGUCGCCCCAGAUGGCUUGGGUAAAAAUGCAGGAGAACCCCAGCCUUCUAAUGAGUCUGCGAAGACUGCAGCUUCGACUGAAAAUAUGGAGCGCUCCAGGAUGUCAUCAUCUGGACAAUUCGUCAGUGAAGCAAGAAGGGAUAGUGCAAUCGGUCCCAUGGAACUUCCCAAGAUACCAUCAUUCAGAGAAUUCAUGAGCCAAAAAGGAAGGGACCGUGCAACCAGCUCUUCCAGAGAAGAGAGCCAGACUCGCGGCAUUCCUAGAAAAGCUAGCUCUGUGAUCAGCAAGGAUGGAACGACAGCAACAUUCAAGAAGAUGAAAUCAUGAGUGAUGAUUUCUCUGUAGUACAUGCUAACUUGCUCUUAAUUCACUGUAGGAAUGCGAAUGCAAUUUUGUAAUGCAGCAAUCAAACACUGCACUUCUGCUUUUCGGUGAUUCGUUUCCUCUCAAAUGGAGAACAUGACACUGUUCUGCAACACGUAUCUCUGGGCAUUGCAACAGUGUA
Messenger RNA from Lolium rigidum, 2437 nucleotides. Its product is annotated as ATP-dependent DNA helicase Q-like 3. The coding region runs from base 7 to 2259 and encodes 750 amino acids. Gene Ontology annotation, cellular component: cytoplasm; chromosome. Gene Ontology annotation, molecular function: nucleic acid binding; ATP binding; 3'-5' DNA helicase activity. The transcript is spliced from 19 exons. The record is from RefSeq and is a predicted model, not a curated record. NCBI's taxonomy places the organism in Eukaryota, Viridiplantae, Streptophyta, Magnoliopsida, Poales, Poaceae. Gene Ontology annotation, biological process: double-strand break repair via homologous recombination.